Molecule: messenger RNA, 2422 nt
Organism: Vanessa tameamea
Lineage: Eukaryota; Metazoa; Arthropoda; Insecta; Lepidoptera; Nymphalidae
Product: U3 small nucleolar RNA-associated protein 25 homolog
Exons: 8
Coding region: 124-2403 (759 amino acids)
Biological process (GO): maturation of SSU-rRNA from tricistronic rRNA transcript (SSU-rRNA, 5.8S rRNA, LSU-rRNA)
Cellular component (GO): small-subunit processome; nucleolus
Molecular function (GO): U3 snoRNA binding; rRNA binding
Source: RefSeq, a predicted model, not a curated record
UAAGUGAAAUUUAAUAUAUAAUGUAAAAAUUGGCGUUAAGAUACUUUGAACCUAAUAUAUCUUAUAAAAACUGAAUCUUUUGUAUUAUUAUAAGUGAAUUACGUUUAGGCUUUACUUAAAAAUAUGGCAAAAGGGAAAAAGUUUAUUAGCAAGAAAAGGAAGGGAUCUCACAAACCCAUAAACAAACGAAAAAAGAGAACAACCAAGGAAAAUGAAGUUACAAAUAAGAAAGCAAUUUUUAAUAGAUAUAAAGAUAAACAUAAAGUUGAAGAAGAGUUCGCUAAAAAAAAGCAGAUGGAGGAAAAGUUUCGUAAACAACAGACAACCUAUUCGGAAAGUGAAGAAGAGGAAGACGACGCAUAUAGACAGUUAGUCUCAUGUUUUAAAUCCAGUCGUAAAAAAGACGUCGUUGCAGACAGUGAUGAUGAAGAGAUGUCAACUAGUGAGGAAUCAAAUAUUAGUGAAAGCUUAAAUGAGACUGCUACAAACGAUGAAACCACUCUGAUUGAACAUAUGAGUGAUGAAAAUAAUGAAAUUUGUAGUAAUGAUGACAGCACUGAAAGUUCUGAUGAAGAAUAUUUGGUAAAAGAAGAAUGUGAUCCAGAAACUGAAGUAGAUGCAACAGAAGACCCUUUCAUUAAGCAUUUGCAGUAUGAGUUACAGGAUGAAUUACUUGUGUCUCUGUCUAACAUACCACGAACUGAAAAACACAUAACCAAGUCUUGGUCAGUGCUUGGCAAUUUAGCUAUUAGUAUACCACAGCCAGUUGAAACAUCAUCUAAGAAAUCAAAGCCCAAGUUUAGUAUAUUAGAAGAAAAAACAUAUGCACCCAUUGCAACAAUACCACAAGUAUACAAUAAAGUAAACUUCAAUCAACUUUAUAUAAAAUCUCAGAUAAGUGGAAAUGUUGUAUCUGCUAAUAAAAUAAACCUGAUAAAAAGGGAUUUGGAUAUUGCUGAUGUUUUAACACCCUUGCAGAAGGAAUUGUUUUCUGUUAUAAAUAUUUACCAGGACCUGAUGUUCCCAGAGAGGACUUUUACAAAUGCAGAUGAGAUUAGGUUUACUUAUUGCCUGCAUGUUGUUAAUCAUGUGUUAAAGACAAGAACAAAGAUUCUGCACCACAAUGCAAAAUUAGCUAAGAAGUCUGAUUUGUCUGAGGAGUACCGGGAUCAGGGAUUAGUAAGACCAAAGGUGCUUAUACUAGUUCCAUUUAAAGAUGCAGCUUAUAGAGUUGUCAAGACACUGAUUGACUUAGUUGUACCAAAGGAAGCGGGUCAAGUAGUGAACAAAAAUAGGUUUGAAGAUGAUUUUACAGGUGGAGAGUUGAUAAUGCCCAGUAAGAAUCCAAAACCUGAAGAUUAUGAGCUUCUUUUUAGUGGCAACACAGAUGAUACAUUCAGAUUAGGAAUGACUUUGACAAAGAAAACAUUGAAGUUGUACACAGAUUUUUAUUCAUCAGACAUACUUAUAGCCUCUCCUCUCGGACUCCGUAUGAUUGUUGGUGCUGAGGGUGAGGAGGAUCGAGACUUUGAUUUUCUGGCAUCUAUAGAAUUGCUUAUAAUGGACCAGACUGACAUAUUCUAUAUGCAAAAUUGGGAUCAUCUGUUGCAUAUUUUAGAUCACUUUCACAUGCAGCCUAAAAAAACACAUGGCACUGAUUUCUCUAGAGUUAGGUCAUGGGCUGUAAACGGAUGGACUAAAUAUUAUCGACAAACAUUAGUGUUUUCUUCAAUACCACUGCCAGAGAUCAUGUCAGUGAUGAAUAAAAAAUGCCAAAACUAUGCAGGGAAAGUUUUGGUAGUUAACAAACCUGAUGUAGGCAGUAUACAGCAAGUCUUAGUACAAGUACCACAGCUGUUUCACAGAUUCAAUGCCGCCAACCCACUUGCAUCUGUUGAUGCAAGGUUUGAAUAUUUCGUGAAAGAAAUUCUUCCAAAACAGCGCGAUACACUUAUGAGUCAUACUCUUAUUUACGUGCCGAGCUAUUUUGAUUUUGUAAGGAUAAGGAACUAUUUCAAAAAGGAAGAUAUUGGCUUUGUUCAAAUAUGUGAAUAUUCGAAGGACCCAAAAAUAGCUCGUGCACGAGAUAUGUUCUUCCACACUGAAGCACAUUUUUUGUUAUAUUCGGAAAGAGUGCAUUUCUUCAGAAGAUUUCGAAUUAAAGGAGUGAGGCACAUCAUAUUUUACCAGCCACCUACCUACCCUCAUUUCUACUCGGAAAUGUGUAAUCUUAUGCAGGAGAGUAAUCAGAAUAAAUAUGGCGGCAGUGACUGCAAUAUGACAGUGACAGUUUUAUAUUGCAAGUAUGACAUGCAACGAGCCGCGGCGAUACUCGGAGCCGAUCGCAUCGCGAGAAUGGCUGCGUCAGAGAAAUCUGUUCAUAUGUACGUCACCGGAGACUAAUAAAUGCUAUACAACCAUA